ACGGUCGCCAUGAUGAGCUGGGAUUUUGCCUGCAGCAGCGAGCAGUAGCUGGAAGACGGCAAGCGACCAGGGAGGCAGUGUCCUGGAUUGGUAGAAGCAAGAAUAUAGCUUAUUUUUUUUCUUCUUCUUGACAGGAAAGCUUUCAACCCGUCCGAGAAACCGCAUUUUCGACGGAUACAGCAAUGGACAUCUACUCGAACCAUCGUUUUAAACUGUGAAGAGGGCCCAGGCAGAUGAUUUUAGAUUUGGAAUUAAAAGAAAAAACUAGCUAGCUAAGCCUUUCGCCCUUCCAUUCCUCAGACUCAAACAGAGGAGGGGCAUUGGGGCUUUGUAGCAUUGCAGAUCUAGUGUUGAUGCAUAUUUUUUUGGGUCGCUGCAGAAUUGAUAACCACAGAUAAUAACUCAGGGGAUUGCUAUAACUGCAUUGUCACGGGUAAUAUUUUCAUUGCUUGGAUUUUUGCCAGGAGAAGACCAGAAAAAAAUACGAAAGGAAAUAAUACCAGCGGCUUUCAUUAGGCUAACAAUACGUCAAAAUCUGCCGGCCAGGGCAGGGUCUGGUAAUUGUGAAUUUUUUAUGUGUCUUGGGGGAAUAGAUUAGCUAACUAAAUAAAAUGAGGAAAAUGUACAUGUCUCGCACAACUCCGAGAUACUCUAUCGAUACCUUUUGUGAGAGGUGGAUCAUGAUAGAUCUGUUUUAGCUCGCUAGUAACUUGCUUGGAUCAAAACUUCAAAGUUUUUUUCCCCUCAUUUUGCUACAAGGUGAGACAAGCUAGACUCAUUUCUGUUCAUCACCGGUAAGCCUGAAAUAUAAGGCUUAACUAUUUAAGCGAGUUUCUAUCAUUUUCCCUACUACCAUCACCAGACUACAGUUCGAAUCAUGUCGGGAGAGGUCCGUUUGAAGAAACUGGAAAAGCUGAUCCUGGACGGCCCAGCUCAGUCAAAUGGCCAAUGCCUUAGUGUGGAAACGCUAUUGGAUAUCCUUAUCUGCCUUUAUGAUGAGUGCAACAACUCACCCCUCAGAAGAGAGAAAAACAUAUUGGAGUUUCUAGAUUGGGCCAAACCGUUCACUUCCAAGGUGAAACAGAUGCGCCUGCACAAAGAGGACUUUGAGAUCCUCAAGGUGAUUGGACGAGGAGCCUUUGGAGAGGUUGCUGUGGUCAAAGUGAAGAAUGCAGACAAGGUGUUUGCCAUGAAGAUCCUCAACAAGUGGGAGAUGCUGAAGAGAGCAGAGACGGCAUGUUUCCGGGAGGAGCGGGACGUGCUGGUGAACGGGGACAGCCAGUGGAUCACCACCCUGCACUACGCCUUCCAGGACGACAACAACCUGUAUCUGGUGAUGGAUUAUUAUGUGGGUGGGGACCUGCUCACCCUGCUUAGUAAGUUUGAAGACAGGUUGCCGGAGGACAUGGCUAGAUUCUACCUAGCUGAGAUGGUCCUGGCUAUUGACUCAGUGCACCAACUGCACUAUGUCCACAGGGACAUCAAGCCAGACAACAUCCUGAUGGACAUGAACGGCCACAUCCGCUUGGCUGACUUUGGCUCCUGCCUUAAACUCAUGGAGGACGGCACGGUCCAGUCGUCGGUUGCCGUGGGGACCCCGGACUACAUCUCUCCGGAGAUCCUGCAGGCGAUGGAGGAUGGGAAGGGGAAGUAUGGUCCUGAGUGUGACUGGUGGUCCCUGGGGGUGUGCAUGUACGAGAUGCUGUAUGGGGAGACCCCAUUCUACGCUGAGUCAUUGGUGGAGACCUACGGCAAGAUCAUGAACCACAAGGAGGAAUUAGGUGCUGCUGAGCGUUUCCAGUUCCCCCUGCAGAUGACGGACGUGUCCGAAGAGGCCAAGGACCUUAUCCGACGCCUCAUCUGCAGCCGUGAGCACCGCCUGGGCCAGAACGGCAUCGAGGACUUCAAAUCUCACCCCUUCUUCUCUGGCAUCGACUGGGACAACAUCCGUACGUGCGAGGCCCCUUACAUACCAGAAGUCAGCAGCCCCACAGACACGUCCAACUUUGACGUGGACGAUGACUGUCUCAAGAACUCGGAGACGAUGCCCCCUCCCUCUCACACGGCCUUCUCUGGACACCACCUGCCCUUCGUAGGCUUCACCUACACCAGUAAAUGUACCCUAUCUGACCGGGGCUGUUUGAGGGAGUCGGGUGGUUUGGGUCCGGCCCAGAUGGAUGUGUGUGUCCAGCGCAGUCUGGAGGAGAGUCUAGCUACCGAAGCCUACGAGAGGAGGAUACGCCGCCUGGAGCAGGAGAAGACUGAGCUCAGCCGCAAGCUGCUAGAGUCGACCCAGACAGUCCAGGCCCUGCAGCACGCGUCAGGGGAAGGACCCGCACCCGUCCCCUCUAACAAGGAGGUGGAGAUCAGGAGUCUGAAGACUGAGAUUGACAUCCUCAAGAAACAGAUCGCAGACUCAGGUCAACUGGAGCAGAAGUUGGAGGAAGCUACGUCAGCCUGUCGAGAAAUGGAGGGUUCAUCCAAACACCUCAGGAGCCUGGAGAAACAGAUGAAGAGCCUUAACCUGGAGAGGGACGACCUGCACAAGGACUUAAUGGAGACCAGUGAGAAGAUGAAGAGUCAGUCUAAGGAGUUGAAAGAAGCCCACAGCCAGAGGAAGCUGGCCAUGCAGGAGUUCUCCGAGCUCAACGAGCGUCUGACUGACCUCAGAUCAGCCAAGCAGCGCCUGGGCCGUCAGCUCCGGGACAAGGAGGAGGAGAUGGAGGGUUUGUCCCAGAAGGUCGAGGCUCUACGGCUGGAGGUGCGCAAGGCCGAGAGGUCCAAGAAGGAGAUGGAGGCUCUGUCUGAGGAGCAGACAGCAGACGCUCAGAAGGAGAGGAAGCUGAGAGAACGAUCAGAGCAGCACUGCAGACAGCUAGAGGAGGAGCUGGACGGACUCAAGAAGCAGGUGGGGCCGUCAGCUUCGGUGGUGGGCUCGGACCAGAGCCAGGAAGUAGGGAAGCUGCGUGCCGAUCUGGAGAAGAAGACCGUGUUCUACGAGGAAGAGCUGAGCAGGAGGGAAGCGCAGCACGCCAACGAGCUCAAGGGCCUCCGCAAGGAGCUCCGCGACGCUGAGGGACAGCAGCUCACCCUGCAGAAGGAGAUCCUGGUCCUCAAGGACAAACUGGAGAAGACACGCAGGGAGAGCCAAAGCGAGCGUGAGGAGUUUGAGACGGAGUACAAGCAGAAGUACGAGAGGGAGAGGGUCGUUUUGACCGAGGAGAACAAGAAGCUCUCCAGUGAACUGGACAAGCUGACGUCCAUGUUUGAGAAGCUGAGCAGCAGCAACAGACAGCUGGAGGAGGAGAUGAGGGAGCUGGCUGACAAGAAGGAGAGCGUUGCUCACUGGGAGGCCCAGAUCACUGAGAUCAUACAGUGGGUGAGCGAUGAGAAGGAUGCGCGAGGCUACCUCCAGGCUCUGGCCACGAAGAUGACUGAGGAGCUGGAGGGACUGAGAAACACCAGCCUAGGUGCCAGGGCCACGCAGGACAUGCCGUGGAAGGUGCGGAGGUUCGCUAAGCUGGACAUGUCGGCCCGUCUGGAGCUGCAGUCUGCACUGGACGCUGAGAUCAGAGCCAAACAGACCAUCCAGGACGAACUGAACAAAGUCAAGGCCUCCAACAUCUCCACUGAGUGUAAGCUGCAGGAGUCGGACACUAAGAACCAGGAGCUGCUAGCUGAGAUUGAGAGGCUGAAGAAGGAGACGGAGGAGCUCCGCCUGCGCAGGGGUGUGAAGCACCAGGACUCCCAGAACUCUUUUCUGGCCUUCCUCAACGCCCCCACCACAGCCUUGGACCAGUUCGAUCGCUCUCCAUCCGUUGGGCCAACUAGCAAAGGCAGACGUGUGGACUCGGUGGAUAACUUCACUCCCUCCAACACUCCAUCCAGAAGCGAGGACUCCAAGUCCCAGCUCAAGUCUCGCUCACGGUCGCCCUCCAUGGCCAGCGACGUGGAGCCUAUAGAGUUGAUAGACCACCCCGCACGGCCAGUCCAGACCCCCACCAUGCGAUCAGGGGGGUAUGGUAGUAUUGGUCGCUCAUCACCCAAGCCCAAAGCCCACCAGUUUGUGGUGAAGUCCUUCAGUACUCCAACCAAGUGUAACCAGUGCACCUCUCUCAUGGUGGGACUCAUCCGCCAGGGCUGCACGUGCGAAGUGUGUAACUUCUCGUGCCACGUGACAUGUGCUGACAAGGCUCCAGCAGUGUGCCCCGUGCCACACGACCAGACCAAGGGGCCAUUGGGCAUUGACCCUCAGAGGGGCAUCGGCACUGCCUACGAGGGACACGUCAGAGUGCCCAAGCCAACGGGGGUGAAGAAGGGUUGGCAGCGGGCGAUGGCCGUAGUGUGUGACUUCAAGCUCUUCCUGUACGAGCUGGGAGAGGGCAAGGCCACAACGCCCAGUGUGGUGGUCAGUCAGGUCAUAGACAUGAGGGAUGAGGAGUUUUCAGUCAGCUCUGUUCUGGCGUCUGACGUCAUUCACGCCAGCCGCAAGGACAUCCCAUGUAUAUUCAGGGUGACUGCUGCCCAGCUGUCCGCCUCCUCCAGUCACAAGCCUUCCAUCCUGAUCCUGGCAGACACCGACCACGAGAGGAACAAGUGGGUGGGGCUUCUCAACGAGCUGCAGCGCAUCCUCAAGAAGAACAAGCUGAAGGAGCGCUUUGUCUACGUGCCCAAAGAGGCCUACGACAGCACGCUACCGCUCAUCAAGACCACGCAGUCUGCCGCUAUCAUAGAUCACGAGCGUGUUGCCCUGGGCAACGAGGAAGGCCUUUAUGUUAUCCAUGUCACCAAAGAUGAGAUCAUCCGCGUGGGAGACAAUAAGAAGGUCUACCACAUCGACCUGGUCCCCCAGGAGCAGCUCCUAGCAGUCAUCUCCGGUCGUAACCGCCACGUCCGCCUCUUCCCCAUGGCCGCGCUGGACGGACGGGAGAUGGACUCCUACAAGCUGGCUGAGACCAAGGGCUGCACGGCGCUGGUGUCCGGGCCCAUCCGAAACAACUCCCUCAUCUGUCUGUGUGUGGCCAUGAAGAGACAGGUCAUCUGUUACGAGGUAAACAAGAGCAAGGCGCGCCACCGCCGGCUGCGGGAGCUCCAAACCCCAGGUCCUGUCCAGUGGAUGGGUCUCCUGAGCGAGCGGCUUUGUGUGGGCUACCAGGCUGGCUUCACGCGCUACAGCGUCCACGGGGACUGUGCCCCGGUCAGCCUGCUGCACCCCGAGGACCACACCCUGGCCUUCAUAUCCCAGCAGGGCCUGGAUGCGUUGUGUGCCGUGGAGAUAUCCUCCAAGGAGCUGCUGCUAUGCUUCUCAGCCAUAGGCGUCUAUGUGGACUCGCAGGGCCGCCGCUCGCGCCAGCAGGAGCUGAUGUGGCCGGCUGUGCCUAACUCCGCCUGCUAUAACGCCCCCUACCUGUCAGUGUACAGUGAGAAUGCUGUGGAUGUGUUUGAUGUCAACACAAUGGAGUGGAUUCAGACCGUCCCACUAAAGAAGGUGCGACCUCUGAACCCUGAUGGAUCCCUGAACCUCCUGGGUCUGGAGACAGUGAGGCUCAUCUACUUCCGGAACAAGACAGCAGAGGGUGAUGAGCUGGUGGUCCCUGAGACUUCUGACAACAGCAGGAAGCAGAUGGUUCGCAGCUUGAACAACAAGAGACGCUUCUCUUUCAGAGUCCCUGAAGAGGAGAGGCUACAGCAGAGGAGAGAGAUGCUGAGAGACCCAGAGAUGAGGAACAAGCUGAUCUCCAACCCCACCAACUUUAACCACGUGGCCCACAUGGGACCUGGGGACGGCAUCCAGAUCCUCAAAGACCUGCCCAUGAACGUGCGUGUUCAGGAGAGUCGUGCUGCAGGCUUCAGUGGCUCCGUGUCUAUCCCCUCCAUCACCAAGAACAGAGCCGAGCCGGGACGGUCCAUGAGCGCCAGCAGUGGACUGGGCAUCCGUUCGUCAUCUCAGAACGGCAAUGCGUUGAGGAGAGAGCUGUCCGGGGGUAGCUACAGCUCUAAGCGCCAGACCAUGACCUCUCCCUCCGAGAGCUCCUUGUCCUCCGGAGGGGGUAUGGACGGCUGCAGCGACGCACCCCUAUCCCAGUUCGAUAGAGAGGACUCUGACUCGCCCCGUCACUCGACGGCGUCAAACAGUUCUACGUUCAGCAGUCCCCCCAGCCCAGCCUCACCCCACAAGACCAAGUCCCUCUCACUGGAGAGCACAGACCGCAUGACUGGCUGGGACACAUGAGUGACAGACCGCACACAGCUCCAAUCCCUGGCCCUCACCAAGCUCCCGGGCCCGCCCCCUUCCCGGACCCUGCCCACGGAACUGCACCCGCUGCCACAGGCCCCUCCCACUUACUUACUUCACCUUUGACCUCCAACCUAGUUCCCAAGAUGGAACUGAGAUCUACAAACAAACACAGGGAAAGGAAGUGUUUGACCAAGAGGGAAAUACUGGGAAAGUGUGUGUGUGUGUGUGUGUGUGUGUGUGUGACGUGCGUGCUCACGUUUGUGUGUGUGUGUUUUUGAGGGAGGGCAUACAAUAUAGGAAUUAAAAUGUACACCCCCUUUCAUCUGCUUUGUAGCUGAUAACCAGAAUAAGCGAAGCGCUGAGUUUUAUUGAGAGUACUUUUGAUUGCAGCACUACUAGCCCCGUAUAGAUUAUUAUGUUAUUGGCAACUCCUGUAAAGAGACACACAAACCUCAAGACGUGACAAAAAGAAGAGGAUAAUAUGAAACAACAGAUCAUUAGAUACGUGUACAUAGCACCCUUUGGGCUUGGCAGCCACCUUUUAUUUAUUCGUCUAUCUAUCGAAGACAUGGAGAGCAAGGUGCUUUGCAGCUAGAGGAGAAAGAGAGGAUGUUUUCACUCUCUCUUUUUCCUUCUGUUGCUUUCUUCCAAAAUGGUAGUUGGCAGCAGAAGAAGAGGGGGAAUUCCAUUUACAAUACAAGGCUCACAAAAUAACAUAAAAAAAAAAAAAAAUGAAGAAAAAAAUAAAGCAAUGUGUUUUUUUUUGCUCAUGAAGUGAAAUAUGUGCAGUGACUUAAUUUCUUCGUACCAUCAGCGAAAAGCUACAGUAAAGCAGUACAAAAAUAAAAGUGUGGUUAGGAGUAUUUUAACUCUAGGUGACACCUCGCUGGCUUCAUGUUUUUGAAUUCUUAGGGACAGCAGUGUUUAGAAGCAGACUGAACAUUCUAUGAUGACAUCACAGCUCCUUAUGUGACUUCCUCAUGACAUGGGCCAGUGACCUCAUCCAGUGAUCUGGGACCAUUUUCCAUGUAGUGUAGACCUAAUACCGUAAGUACAGUAAUAGACCAACCACUGAUCAAUUCCAAAAAGCCGAUUCCCAUCACAACCAUGUACAUAGGUUAAAAUCAGAGAAUAAUAUAUGAUAAGGGAAAUACUAUAGAGAAAUAGAUGGGAGAAGAUCCUCGAUUCCUGUUUAUCUUUUGAGUAUGAUUUGGGGUUAUAUUCACACGAAAGCCAUUUUAAACUUCCAGUUCCUCUAAUGAUUGCUUUUAGAUUUGUUUUAGUUUUUUUUUUCUAUUUCAUGUACGAGACAAACUGUCAAGUGUCAUUUUGAUUUGCGUUUGAGGAAACUAAUAUGGGUCGCAUGGACCCGUGCUGUUUAGUGAGUAUGUGCAUUUAUUUGAAGCAAUAGUCCUGUCACAGAUGCAUGCAUUCACACUUACAUGCACAAACCCACGCACACACACGGGCGUUUCCCCCUCCACUCUUUCCGCUAUGGUCCACAGUUAGAUCAGCUGAGGUGGGAUUGCGUCUUUCCUAACUGACAGUGAUUCUGAAACACUAAGUGUGUAUUUCCAUACUAUUCUCUGUGGUACCAACGUGUGAACCUCAAAUAUGUCUAUCCUUUGACUUCUGAGAGAGAUUUUGGAAAGCUUGUUAUAACCAAAAAAAAAAGAAUGACUUGGACUCGAGUCUUCAUUAGUUUUCAGACAGCCUUGCUUAUUUUGAAGAAUGUUUUGAUAGGUUAGGGGGGAAAAGAGAGAUGACAAUUGUAGAUGUCGAUAUGACUAGACAGACAGCGCUAGGCUGAAAUGGAGGUAAAAAAAAGAGUGAAAUAAUUAAAAAAAAAAUAAUGCUAGGAUGACAAGUUCAAUGUUUAAUUUCUGUUCCAAACCUCCCUGCUGUCAUUGAUAUGUUCUUACUAUUAACUGGUAAGCUGUAUAUUACUGUCUGGUAAUGCAAUAACCUUGAUACAAACCCAAAUUGGGGUCAAUUCCAUUUUUAUUAGGUCAAAUCAAGUUCCAUUCCAAUUUUCCUCAAUGCUUCUUUGUGACAAAUUUGGAAUUAGAAUUUCUGUUUACUUUCUGAAUUGCCUAAAUUGAAAUUGACCCCUACUCUAAUGCAAAUCACAGCAUGGUGUUGUUGAUGUGUAUUUAUGUGUGGAAAUGAAACAAGUUACUUGAUAUUGUUUCGGAGCUUUGGGUCGAGUCCCUAGAUCUUCUCUCUCGAGCGGAAGGGAGGGGACUCUUAUUCUGGAAAGGGGACUCUUUUCAUUUCUAAUGAGGAAUAAUUUUUAUGUUACAGACCAUUUAAUGAAUGGCCGUUGUUACUUACUGCUCAAAGGGACCUUCUGUCUUAAGGUUUAGGAGUGUUUGGGUGGGUUGAAGUGUACCAAGUAGUCAACAUGGCAGUUUAUCUAUCCUAGUCAGAAGUGUAUAAAAAUAUAAGACAAAAACGGAACAGAUUUCUGCUUUCAUUCGUGCCAUUGGGGGCCUAAACCUUAACCCUGAACCACAAUUCUAUUAUAUUCCCUUGAAAAUACAGUAAUUUAUCUCUAGCCUACUCAUUCCACAUGUUUUUAGAAUUCCAUUUUAUAUUGAGCUUGCAAAAUAAGAAUUUGCCUUUAGACGUCAGUCUCGCUAAGUUGGUUUUACUCAACCGUCUCAACUUAACCACCCCUCUUAAGAUUGCCUUUUAAGCUACCAAGAGACCCUAUUCAUAUCUGCUGGGCCUUAUCUGUAGAAUGUAUUAGCUGAGAGCGAAGAGGAAAUAUGAUAGACCAGGCUUUAUACUGUACAGUUAAAGCCAUGAAAUCCCACUUUAAAAAAGAAAAACUCAGGAAUGUCAGAACCAAUGAUUAUUUUCACCCUAACAAUGGAAGUGAGUGUGACAGAACAGACUAUACUUGGGAAAGAAGAGCUAAAUUUAGCGGUAGUGUAGCUAGCUGUGACUAGGCGUAAGGGUCUAAAGAUUCAGGUGGAAGAAAAGAGAGAAAACGAGGAAAAAAUCAGACAAGUGUUUUGAAUUAAGGAUGAAAAGGGGUGAAAGAGCAGAUGGAGGGUAGUAGUUUGAGGCUGAGGUGCCACCAUGAUAACCAUUUAAAAAAAGAAAACGCCUUUGCAUUUCAGUGAGGUCUUAUCUUCAGUUCCUUCUAUAUUAUUUUGUUCUUUCAUAUCAUAUUAUACACUUUGUUUUUCUAGGAUUGCUUUGUAAUAAUUUGUACAGUUUUGCAUGUUAUAGAUGUAAUCAUUUUUUUUUUUUUUUUUGGAUUUGUUUGUUUUUAAUUUUGACUUGCUCAUUUUAUUUGAACGGUUUGGGAGUUUUAUUGAGGAUAGCCCACUACAGGUGAUGUAGAUUCUUUUUGCACAGAAAUAUUUAAGGUGUAAGGUCAAACAUAAUGUAUGGAAACUGGCCACCACACUUGUGGAGAACUCAUUAUAUUAACCUGACUCCAAUGUAUUUCAAUAAAGCGGAGGGCUGUUACAAAUACGGCUUCACUGAG
Messenger RNA from Salmo salar (Atlantic salmon), 9740 nucleotides. The record is from RefSeq and is a predicted model, not a curated record. Lineage: Eukaryota; Metazoa; Chordata; Actinopteri; Salmoniformes; Salmonidae.